Molecule: messenger RNA, 1419 nt
Organism: Annulohypoxylon truncatum
Lineage: Eukaryota; Fungi; Ascomycota; Sordariomycetes; Xylariales; Hypoxylaceae
Product: inositol polyphosphate multikinase
Exons: 2
Coding region: 133-1362 (409 amino acids)
Biological process (GO): inositol phosphate biosynthetic process; phosphatidylinositol phosphate biosynthetic process
Cellular component (GO): cytoplasm; nucleus
Molecular function (GO): inositol hexakisphosphate kinase activity; inositol-1,4,5,6-tetrakisphosphate 3-kinase activity
Source: RefSeq, a predicted model, not a curated record
ACCUCCUAGGCCGACUUUCAGCCUUUGUCCUUCGUUCAUCCACUAUUAAACCUCAGGACAAGAGAACAUAAAUUUAUUGGUAGCAUGCAGAACGAAUAGAAUUACUACUGGAUAUUACCAACGUAAGAGAAUAUGUUGGUCUCUCGAGAUACUCUCAAGAAUGGUGGAAGCAAAGAACGGGAACUACCCAGGCGGGAUGACUUAAAAGAUUACAAUUACGCAGUCGCUGGACAUGCUGGGACCAUGUGCGACGCGGAUGGAGAGCUGUUUAUCAAGCCGUGUACGCAGUCUGAAGUCGAAUUCUACGAAUCAGCGCACGCACUGCAUCCCGAUUUUGCAGAACUUAUGCCUAUGUAUAUAGGCACCUUAUCCCUCAACAACUCUACCGAUCAGGCUACGAUACACGCGCAAAUACCGAACCUCGUUGAGCAUGCAGACAUCCCCUUUUCCAUGAAGGAGGAAAUCCAAUCGCAUCUACACCUUGAUGAUCGCACACCCGUAAUCGAAGCGCCUGUUGAAAACCCAGUUAUAUCUGACAAUAUUAAAUGGGUCCCUAACAAAACGCGGAAGAUUGCGACGGAUCGGGCAGUGGUGCUAGAGAACGCCUCUUUUGGCUUUAAGAAGCCUAAUAUUAUGGACGCGAAGUUGGGCGUCCGAUUAUGGGCUAAUGACGCGCCCUUAGAAAAGAAGGCACGAUUCGACAAAAUCACCGAGGAGACAACUCAUAAGAAAUUCGGCUUUCGCGUGGCAGGAAUGAGAGUAUACAAUGGAUCCACUGACGAAUCGGAAUUGGAUAAGGAAGGAUUCAAGAUCUAUGACAAAGACUGGGGAAGAUAUACCGUGAAUGAGGCCAACAUAGCUGACUCAUGUAAAAAGUUCAUUUUCAACGAAGCUGCUGGCAUCGACGAAGAACUUGGCAAGACCGUUGCCGGACUAUUCGCGCAAGAUCUACGAAGAGUACAAGAGGUCCUCGAGAAGGAGGAAAGUCGGAUGUACUCUUCCAGUUUGCUCUUCGUCUUUGAGGGCGAUGGCACGGCACUAAGAGCAGCUAUCGAAGAAUUGAGGGCCGACGCUGCCAUACCAACAGAAAAAAGAGGCGCUACGCGAGGCCCUGUCUCUAACCUUAGAGUGGAUAGUGGCAUAGGCAUGAACGAAGAAGACCUCAUCGAGACCGCGACUUUGGAAGACUUUGACGAACUAGAAGAUGACUCGGACGAGGAAUCGAGUCUUCCAAACAUAUAUUCCGUGAAGCUGAUCGAUUUCGCACAUGCAGCAUGGGAACCGGGCCAGGGGCCAGACGAAAACGUGCUUCUUGGCGUCAGGAGUCUCGCGAAGAUCUUUGAGGAUAUGUCGGAGUCAUAGACUCGGGUAAGAGGGGACUAGAAUCCGGAAUAGAGUCGUGUAGACGACCCGGAAGAU